Molecule: messenger RNA, 663 nt
Organism: Apis dorsata (giant honeybee)
Lineage: Eukaryota; Metazoa; Arthropoda; Insecta; Hymenoptera; Apidae
Product: zinc finger protein 135-like
Exons: 3
Coding region: 1-663 (220 amino acids)
Biological process (GO): regulation of transcription by RNA polymerase II
Cellular component (GO): nucleus
Molecular function (GO): RNA polymerase II cis-regulatory region sequence-specific DNA binding; DNA-binding transcription activator activity, RNA polymerase II-specific
Source: RefSeq, a predicted model, not a curated record
AUGUGCGGGGAGUGUGGGAAGGGGUACUCGUGGAUGGCCAAUCUUCGAAGGCAUCAAAGGCUCGAAUGCGGGAAGCUGCCCAAGCAUCGCUGGGGAAAACGAGCGGACCUGAGCGAUUGGUUCGUGAAGCAGGAGAACGAGUACGAGGUGCCCCAAACUCUGUUCGAGUUCGUUGCCAGCAGCUACGAAUUAGCGGAAGUGGAGGAGCGUAAGAAGGCCGCGAAGAGCGUGAUCUGCGAGGAAUGCGGGAAAAGUGAGAAGUCGGAGAGCUACUCGGAGAAAGAUCAAGAGGACGACGUGGAGGUAUGCGAGAUCUCGUUCCACGGCCAAUUGCCCAUGAAUUAUUUGCUGUGCGACUCGUCCAUCCUGAACACCGUGGAGACGAGCAUCCUUCGGAAGAACGUGAAAUCCCAUCAACAAUUUCGUUGCGACGGUUGCGACAGGGCGUACACGAGGAUGGACAGCCUGAAACGGCACCAGGCCAAGUGCGACGCCUCGUUGGAGAAGCUUCAAGAGGAGGUCGAGUGGCUGCAUAGGCAAAAGUUCUAUUGCAAUCAGUGUGGCAAGGGUUACAAGAGGCUUGACACGUUGAGGAGGCAUCAGAGAUUAGUUUGCGGCGACAAAGAGGGCGCCGCUGCAGCCACCGACAAAUCGACCACCUAA